Molecule: messenger RNA, 1638 nt
Organism: Sphenostylis stenocarpa
Lineage: Eukaryota; Viridiplantae; Streptophyta; Magnoliopsida; Fabales; Fabaceae
Source: the annotation of a GenBank genome assembly
AUGGCUUCUUUCAAUGUCUCCUAUUCUUCCUCAUCAGCCCUCUCAUGUCCCAGGGCAAGCAAACACUUCAAACUGUCCAAUGAUAUGUCUUUUGUCCGAAUGAGUUCUAAACUUCCGUCAAGCGAUAAUGCUGUUGGUAGAAUUAAAGCUACAUUGAUCUCAGGAGGAGGGGACCUACUUUCCUAUCCAAAUGGCAAUGAAAUUGUGAUACGUAAAAAUCUGGUUGGAGAUCAAUCUGUUCGAAUUGAUCUACAAUCUGAUGGAACACGAGCAGAGACAGGGAUAACAAGCAAUGGUUUCUCUGUUGAUGGUUAUGAAUUUGAUUUGGACAGCCCAACAGCAGGUUUUGCUUCCAUCUCUGAGGCCAUUGAAGACAUUCGCCAGGGAAAGAUGGUAGUGGUUGUGGACGAUGAAGAUAGAGAAAAUGAAGGAGACUUGAUAAUGGCAGCACAGUUGGCAACACCGGAGGCAAUGGCUUUUAUUGUAAAGCAUGGAACUGGUAUAGUUUGUGUAAGCAUGAAAGAGGAAGAUUUGGAUAGAUUGGAACUUCCUUUGAUGGUAAACAGUAAGGAUAAUGAGGAGAAGCUUCGUACGGCAUUCACUGUGACAGUGGAUGCUAAACAUGGUACCACCACGGGUGUGUCAGCUCAGGAUAGGGCAACAACAGUCUUGACUCUUGCAUCUAGAGAUUCUACUCCAGGUGAUUUCAACCGCCCAGGCCAUAUUUUCCCACUAAAAUACAGGGAAGGUGGUGUCUUGAAGAGAGCUGGACAUACAGAAGCUUCAGUUGAUCUUGCUGUACUUGCUGGAAUGGAUCCAGUGGCAGUUCUGUGUGAGAUUGUGGAUGACGAUGGUUCCAUGGCUAGACUACCAAAACUUCGCCAGUUUGCGGAGCGUGAAAAUUUGAAAAUUAUAUCUAUUGCUGACUUGAUAAGAUAUAGAAGAAAAAGAGAUAAGUUGGUGGAUCGCGCUUCUGCAGCUAGGAUACCUACAAUGUGGGGACCAUUCACAGCUUACUGUUACAGGUCCCUUUUAGACGGAAUUGAGCAUAUUGCAAUGGUUAAGGGUGACAUUGGAGAUGGACAAGAUGUCCUUGUGAGGGUCCACUCUGAGUGUCUAACCGGUGACAUAUUUGGAUCCGCCAGAUGUGACUGCGGAAAUCAGCUUGCACUCUCAAUGCAACAGAUUGAGGCUGCUGGUAGGGGUGUGCUGGUAUAUCUCCGCGGACACGAAGGAAGGGGCAUAGGAUUGGGCCACAAGCUUCGUGCUUAUAACCUACAAGAUGAUGGACGAGAUACUGUAGAAGCCAAUGAGGAGUUGGGAUUGCCUGUUGACUCUAGAGAGUACGGCAUUGGCGCUCAGAUGUUAAGGGACUUGGGUGUUAGAUCUAUGAAGCUGAUGACCAACAAUCCAGCAAAAUAUGUUGGGCUCAAAGGUUAUGGUUUGACAGUUUCGGCUAGGAUCCCAUUAGUAACACUCAUUACUUCGGAGAACAAGAGAUAUUUAGAGACCAAACGUGUGAAAAUGGGUCACAUAUAUGGGAAUGAAUUUAACAGCCAAUUGAGCACUCAUGACAGUGGUAAUGGUAAUGGUAAUGCCAAUAAGGUUGAUGAUUCUAAUGCUGUUACUGACUUAUAG